GGGCGAGGGGCGCAGAAGGCGGCCAGUGCAGGGGGAUCCUGCCCUCGGGGGUGCGGGGUCGCAGAGGCCCCGGGCGGGGUGCAGGAGCGGGGCUCACAGCCGCGGCGCUCCGCCCUGCAGGACACCACCCCGGACGAGCUUCUGUCGGCUGUGUUGACCGCGGUUCUCCAGGACGUGAGGCUCAAGCCUGAGGCGCUGGGGGACAUCUCCGUGGGUAAUGUACUUCAGCCAGGAGCUGGGGCCAUCAUGGCACGCAUCGCCCAAUUUCUGAGUGACAUUCCAGAGACUGUCCCUUUGUCUACCAUCAAUAGACAGUGUUCCUCAGGGCUGCAGGCAGUGGCCAACAUUGCUGGUGGCAUCAGAAAUGGGUCUUAUGACAUUGGCAUGGCCUGUGGGGUGGAGUCCAUGUCCCUGUCUGAGAGAGGGAACCCUGGGAAUGUUUCUUCUCGCCUGCUGGAGAAUGAGAAGGCCAGAGAUUGCCUGAUUCCUAUGGGGAUAACCUCAGAGAACGUGGCUGAGCAGUUUGGCAUUUCACGGCAGAAGCAGGAUGCCUUCGCUCUGGCCUCCCAGCAGAAGGCAGCGAGAGCCCAGAGCAGGGGCUGUUUCCGAGCUGAGAUCGUUCCUGUGACAACCACCAUCCUUGAUGACAAGGGCAACAAGAAAACCGUCACUGUGUCCCAGGAUGAGGGUGUCCGCCCCAGCACCACCAUGGAGGGCCUGGCCAAGCUGAAGCCUGCCUUCAAGGAUGGAGGCUCUACCACAGCUGGAAACUCCAGUCAGGUGAGUGAUGGAGCAGCUGCCGUCCUGCUGGCCCGGAGAUCCAAGGCUGAAGAAUUGGGCCUGCCCAUCCUCGGGGUCCUGAGGUCCUAUGCAGUGGUUGGUGUCCCUCCUGACAUCAUGGGCAUCGGUCCUGCCUAUGCCAUCCCUGCAGCCUUGCAGAAAGCAGGCCUGACUGUGAAUGACAUAGACAUCUUUGAGAUCAAUGAGGCCUUUGCAAGUCAGGCCGUCUACUGUGUGGAGAAGCUGGGAAUCCCUGCAGAGAAAGUGAACCCCCUGGGGGGUGCAAUAGCCCUGGGCCACCCCCUGGGCUGCACCGGGGCAAGGCAGGUCGUCACACUGCUCAAUGAACUAAAGCGCCGUGGGAAACGGGCUUAUGGAGUGGUGUCCAUGUGCAUCGGGACGGGCAUGGGAGCCGCUGCUGUCUUUGAAUACCCUGGGAACUGAAGCCCUGGCUGCAGGCACUGCCCAGAGAGUCCAACAGUGACGGAACAGAGAGGGCCUCUACGGAAGCAUGGGACACCCAGCACUGGAGGGGUGUAUCACAGCACUUUAAUUUAGAAAAUGUGAUCACUGGUGGCGCAAAGAUGUGGGACUGUCCCGUCUAGUACCCCAAGCUGUGCUGAAGUGAGCAUGGGACACCAUGCGUACUCUGAGUCAUUGUGUACCUCUGAGGGACUGUGCCUUCUUUAUGGUGGGAUGGACAUAAUAAAUGUAUGUUGUCUCAUU
Messenger RNA from Cricetulus griseus (Chinese hamster), 1506 nucleotides. Lineage: Eukaryota; Metazoa; Chordata; Mammalia; Rodentia; Cricetidae. The record is from RefSeq and is a predicted model, not a curated record.